AUGUCACAAAAUGCUUUUGACCAAAAGAAGGCCAGUAUUCUCGAUGAGAUCAAUUCGCCACAACCAGAUUUGUCCCCAAAAGGUUCAAUCGACGAAUUAUGUAUACCUAUUAUGGAGUUAAUUAAUUCCCAUAAAGAUAUGGUCACAACUUCUUCCUGUAGUGGUAGAGUUAGUGUGUUCGUUGAGGGAACCAAACAUUACAACGAAGAAAUAAAAGUAGGCGGUAAGGGUCAAGGUGGACGUUGGUUGUUUGUAUCCCAUGAUGAGACAAAUGUUGUUGGUUGGUUAGAUAGAUUGGAACAAGAUUCGAUGGCUGAGAAUAUUAUUGUAAAUAUAGGUAAUGUUGAAGAUGUUUCCAAAUUUGAUGGUAGUCAUAGAUAUAUUUUAUACAAAUACGAACCUUUUAUUUUACAUGUUAAAUGUCGUGAUUUUGACGUUGCUUCGAAGUUAUAUAACACAGCAAUGGAUUGUGGUUUUCGCGAAAGUGGUAUUGGAUCCAAUAAUUUAGUAGCUAUUAGAAUUAACAUUAAAUUAGAUGUUCCUAUUGGUUAUCUUGAUGAAACAUCUAAUCAGCUGAUAUUGUUUGUAACAGAGCAAUACAUUAAACUGUUAGAUAAUAUAACCUUAGCUAAAUUCAAUGAUAAUGCAAAGAAAAUAAACCAACUUUUUAAUAAGAUUGAGCACGAUAUAAUAAAAGACAGUGGCAUCGGAAGUACGAUGGAAAAGAAAUUAACGGAAACAAAGGAGGAAAGAAGGCAAAGAAAGAGAAGAGAAGGUCUUGAAAGGCAGGAAUUAUUAAACCAAGCAAACAAUAACGACUUGUAG
Molecule: messenger RNA, 825 nt
Organism: Maudiozyma saulgeensis
Lineage: Eukaryota; Fungi; Ascomycota; Saccharomycetes; Saccharomycetales; Saccharomycetaceae
Source: the annotation of a GenBank genome assembly